AUGCCACCACUGCCCAUCAAAAUACUUUUGAAUUCUGAAGGUUCUCCCUUAGCUUUUGUUUCUGAUUCAGAUCAUGAUGCCAGGGUUUAUGCUGCGAUAGCUUCAAACAUAUGGAGUACUUUUGAAAAAAAUGGAAAAAAUUUAAUGCGUGAGGAUAAUCUAAAAUUCAUGUUGAAAGGAAAUGUUGCAAUUACUAUGGUUAGCAACAUGUUACUGUGUCUAGUUGCUACGCCUGAAGUUGAAUUGGGAAUAUUAAAAGCAAAGACGGAUGCAUUAGCGAAACAUCUUGAAGAACCUUUUCAACGUGUGACAGCUUAUACACAAGCAUAG
Messenger RNA from Funneliformis geosporum, 330 nucleotides. NCBI's taxonomy places the organism in Eukaryota, Fungi, Glomeromycota, Glomeromycetes, Glomerales, Glomeraceae. The record is from the annotation of a GenBank genome assembly.